This is a messenger RNA of Acomys russatus (golden spiny mouse), 1258 nucleotides long. It is a transcript of the gene Fam76a, whose product is annotated as family with sequence similarity 76 member A. The transcript has 9 exons. The record is from RefSeq and is a predicted model, not a curated record. The coding region runs from base 88 to 1014 and encodes 308 amino acids. NCBI's taxonomy places the organism in Eukaryota, Metazoa, Chordata, Mammalia, Rodentia, Muridae.
CCCGCCGCCGCCAGGUUGUGCCUGAGACUGUCAGAUAAAGCGGCGGGCCGGCGGGCGGGGAGGCGGUGAGCACGGCCCGGGCCGGACAUGGCGGCGCUCUACGCCUGCACCAAGUGCCACCAGCGCUUCCCCUUCGAGGCGCUGUCUCAGGGGCAGCAGCUGUGCAAGGAAUGCCGGAUUGCUCACCCUGUUGUGAAGUGCACCUACUGCAGGACUGAGUACCAGCAGGAGAGCAAAACCAAUACAAUAUGCAAGAAGUGUGCUCAGAAUGUGCAGUUGUACGGAACGCCUAAACCUUGUCAGUAUUGCAACAUAAUUGCAGCAUUUAUUGGGAAUAAAUGCCAGCGCUGCACGAAUUCAGAGAAGAAGUAUGGCCCCCCGUAUUCCUGUGAGCAGUGCAAGCAGCAGUGUGCAUUUGACAGGAAAGAUGAUCGAAAGAAGGUAGAUGGGAAACUGCUGUGCUGGCUGUGCACACUGUCCUAUAAGCGCGUCCUUCAGAAGACCAAAGAGCAAAGGAAGCACCUGAGCAGCUCUUCUCGAGCCAGCCAUCAGGAGAAGGAGCAGUUCAGCCGCCUGAGUAGUAGUGGCAGCCAUUACAACAGCCAGAAAACACUUUCUACAUCUUCAAUUCAAAAUGAAAUCCCAAAGAAAAAGUCCAAGUUUGAGUCAAUCACAGCUAACGGAGACAGCUUUUCCCCAGACCUGGCUCUGGAUUCCCCAGGCACUGACCACUUUGUCAUCAUUGCCCAGCUGAAGGAAGAGGUGGCCACUCUGAAGAAGAUGCUACAUCAAAAGGACCAGAUGAUCUUAGAGAAAGAGAAGAAGAUUACAGAACUGAAAGCUGAUUUUCAGUACCAGGAGUCUCAGACGCGGGCCAAAAUGAACCAAAUGGAGAAAACCCACAAGGAGGUCACAGAGCAACUGCAGGCCAAAAAUCGAGAGCUUCUGAAGCAGGCAGCUGCUUUGUCCAAGAGCAAGAAGUCUGAGAAGUCAGGCACCAUAACGUCUCCAUGAAGACCACAAGAAGGCUCCCAGCAACCACGGCCCACUCUCGGGGUCAGGCUUGGUGACCUGGCUGUUCUCUGGAAAUUGUGCUUUCUUACAAAAUCUCUAUUUUCUUACUGUUACCCUUCUUUGUGCAAAUGUAGUGGGCUGAGUGGAAACACCUGGUUUAUGCCACAUUAUGGGUGCAUGCUGAGCGUUUGGGGUUUCAGACCUGCUCCGCCGCCUCCUGCUCUUUCUCCUCCGCUCCCCCAUG